Pseudomyrmex gracilis is the source of this 477-nucleotide messenger RNA. RefSeq names its product UPF0329 protein ECU05_1680/ECU11_0050-like. The transcript has a single exon. Lineage: Eukaryota; Metazoa; Arthropoda; Insecta; Hymenoptera; Formicidae. The coding region runs from base 1 to 477 and encodes 158 amino acids. The record is from RefSeq and is a predicted model, not a curated record.
AUGAAAAGGGAUACCAAGAAGAGCUAUAAGAAAUGGAAAAGUGAUAAAAUAACGAGGCAAGAAUACUUAGAACAGAAGAAGGAAUGGAGAAGAUAUAUGGAAAAGAAAAGAAUAGAGAAAAGAGAAGAAGAAGAGAAAACACUGAAAAUGAUUAGGACGGAAGCAGAGGUAUGGAGAUUUAUAAACAAAAGGAGAAAGAAAAGAGAAACGAGGGAGACAAACCUUGAGGUGGAGGAAUGGAGAAAGCACUUUGUGAACCUACUAAAAGGGCAAGAGACGUGGGAGGAAGAAGAGAAUAAAGGGAGCGAGGAAUGGGAAAAAGAGGAUGAACAAAGAAAAGAGAAGAGACAAGGGGAAGACCCAUCGGAAGAAGAAAUAAGAAAGAUUGUGAAGAAAAUGAAAAUGAAAAAGGCAGCGGGAAUAGAUGGCAUUCCAAUGGAGGCCUGGAAACUAGGUGGAGAAACAGUAAAAAAAUGA